CCGGUCUCCUGCUAUGGGGGGCACCGAGAGUAGUGAGGGCUGCAGAGUGUCCUUCGGCGGAAUGGACGAGGAGGAGCGGGUCCGGGUGCUGCAGGGCAUCCGGCUUUCUGAAAAUGUGGUUAACUGCAUGAAGGAUUCCAGCCAGCCUUCCAAAGUGGGCCAGCUGACUUUUUCUCCUGCUCCUCCAUCUUCCACAUUUGGCACCUCUAAAGGCCUGGAGAAAGACUCCAAACUGCCCAGGUUGGCAUAUGGUGGUGAUCAGCCGCCCUCGGGGGUGGAUGAGGAUCUCCUUAAGAGGUAUAAACAAAAGCAGAAUGAGCCGUUUCAGGUGGCGAUGAAGGAAAGAGAGGCAACCAUGAAGCACUGGAGUGCAUCCCUGCACCGAGGGGAGGACAGCAUUGACCAGGAGAAGCAGAAGUCAGCCCUGCUGGUCUACUCCAACUUUUUAAAGGCUGCAUACUGUUUUAUAAUUGGGGAAAGCUUCUACCCAUCCAGAGAAAGUACAGACUAAAACAACCCGGGUGGAGUGUGAACCUUGCUGACAGCUGGCCACAGAGCCUGGAAUGGGCAGGGACCCGAAAUGGCCAGGGUGCAUGCUUCCCUCCAUCACAGGGCUCCACGAAGUACCUGCCGGUCCACCUCACUGGUGGCAAUCACCUGCUCAUAAGACCCUCGGUUUAUUCUGCAGGUAUUUCUUGGUGAGAUUCAAGUGGAAGGACUGCAUGUAGGGAAAGCAAGCAUCACUGAGAAUGGUACAUCAUGCUCAAGACCAGUCCCCCAGGAUGCCUCCCUGCUUGUUCCCGAUGUCACCCUGAUUAAACAAGAAGACACAAACGGGCUAUACAGCUGGUACCCCUCCUCACUGCCCUAAGCAGUACAGGAGCUUUGGGACUCGGGGCAGGUGGGUUAGGAACCUCUCUAUCAUAUUUCCACAUCCUAUCUGAAGACCUACAAAAUUCUUUAUAAGAAAUAGCCUCCACCCUUCUCAGCAUCCAAGAUCAACUAGACUCCUUAGUAGCAGUCACCCUUCAAAAUUGAAGGGGCCUAGAUCUCCUCACUGCAGAAAAGGGAGGUAUAUGUGUUUUCCUAGAAGAGCAAUGCUGCUUCUAUCUUAACCAGUCAGGCCUCGUCCGAAGUGCUGCCAAUAACUUAAAAGAAAGAGCACAACGCAUUCGGGAAAGGCGAGAUCAAUCUUGGAGCACCUGGUUCGA
Molecule: messenger RNA, 1211 nt
Organism: Molossus molossus (Pallas's mastiff bat)
Lineage: Eukaryota; Metazoa; Chordata; Mammalia; Chiroptera; Molossidae
Gene: CHCHD6
Product: coiled-coil-helix-coiled-coil-helix domain containing 6
Exons: 9
Coding region: 14-511 (165 amino acids)
Biological process (GO): DNA damage response; cristae formation
Cellular component (GO): MICOS complex; mitochondrion
Source: RefSeq, a predicted model, not a curated record